Molecule: messenger RNA, 741 nt
Organism: Symbiodinium pilosum
Lineage: Eukaryota; Dinophyceae; Suessiales; Symbiodiniaceae
Source: the annotation of a GenBank genome assembly
AUGUCAGACGAGCUUAGUGCUGCGAAUGCGCAGAUGAGCUCAGAACAAGAGCUUGCGACCACAGCGGCGGUAGGCGCUGAGGAGAUGGCAAGCUCCGCCUGUCCAAGCAGCUCGAAGAUCUGUCACAGGAGGACUGAUUCGGCGGUGCCCGCAGCUGCAAGUGAAGCUGCAGAAGGCGGAGUACCUGAUGCUGAGAAGACACCUUCCAGUAGAAUGGCUUCAGCAACCAGCCAAGCCCAGCUCCAAUGCGACCCACCCGGCGUAGAAGGACAGAACACAGCAACCUGCAGUCCCUCAGGGAGCCCCCAAAAAUCUGAUUCAUCGCCAGCCACGGUCGUUGCCCCUGACGAUGUCAGUUUGCCGGCCGCAUCACCGGACCCGUCCGCAUCAGAUCCCGGAGCCAAAGCGGAGAAUGAGAGAGUUCUCCGUGCGCUACGACAAGAUGCACUGGGCGUGCUACAAAGCCUGGCCGUGGUGAAGCGGAAGUUGCUGGCGGCCAGCUCUGCGCCAGCGGAGCCUUCGUCCUCUGCUGGCGACGGGACGCCCGCUUUGAAGGAUCCUGUCAGCCCGGAGCACGGCCAGGAUGACGACUCGACCAGCACGGCUAUGGACAGCGGGACUUCGCGGAGUAGCGGUGCCGGCCACACUCUGCAUGGCGACGGAGGUACCCGCGUCCCUCAGCCAGAGGAGCAGAAAUUUGUCAGUAUUGCAGUUCAACAAGAGGGCCAGAAGCUGUCAUGA